Molecule: messenger RNA, 1292 nt
Organism: Aedes albopictus (Asian tiger mosquito)
Lineage: Eukaryota; Metazoa; Arthropoda; Insecta; Diptera; Culicidae
Product: aldo-keto reductase family 1 member B1
Exons: 3
Coding region: 124-1080 (318 amino acids)
Cellular component (GO): cytosol
Molecular function (GO): aldose reductase (NADPH) activity
Source: RefSeq, a predicted model, not a curated record
UCGCUGUAUCCCAAUCAGUUUAUUUUGAGCCACGGUGGAAAACGAACGUACCUACCUAUUUAGUUACGCUGUUGAGUUGAUUUUGAUUUUUGUGAAAUUUUCCAUACAUAAUCUACCCGUGCAAUGGCAUCCAAAAUCCCCAACGCUAUCUUCAGCAACGGUAACAGCAUUCCGAUGAUCGGACUCGGAACGUGGAAUUCUCCACCGGGAGUGGUUGCACAAGCCGUAAAGGAUGCAAUUGAUAUCGGCUACCGGCACAUCGAUUGCGCCCACGUGUACCAAAACGAGCAUGAAGUAGGCGACGGAAUAGCUGCCAAAAUUCAAGAUGGAACAAUCAAGCGGGAGGACGUAUUUGUUACCAGCAAAUUGUGGAAUACAUUCCAUCGACCCGACCUGGUGGAAGGCGCCUUAAAAGUUACGUUGAAGAAUCUCAAGCUUGCCUACUUGGAUCUGUAUUUGAUACAUUGGCCGGUGGCCUACAAAGAAGGCGAUGACCUGUUCCCAAUGGGUCCUGAUGGCAAAACGUUCAUCUUCUCCGACGCCGACUAUGUGGAUACUUGGAAGGAAAUGGAGAAAUUGGUCGAUGCAGGGCUGGUAAAGAAUAUUGGUUUGUCCAACUUCAACUCGAAGCAGAUUCAACGAGUGUUGGACGUUGCCCGCAUCAAACCGGUUUGCAAUCAGAUUGAGAGCCAUGCCUAUCUUCAUCAAGCCAAACUGACUGCUUUUUGCGCUGAAAAGGGAUUAAUUGUGACAGCUUAUAGUCCCCUUGGAUCGCCGGCUAGACCGUGGGUCAAGAAGGAUGACAUUGUCCUGUUGCAUGAUCCCGAACUGAAGAAAAUCGCCGAUAAGCACGGUAAGGAGCCGGCACAGAUUCUUAUCCGGUAUCAAAUUCAGCUGGGCCAUGUGGUGAUCCCGAAAUCGGUGACCAAGUCUAGGAUUGCCUCCAACUUCGACGUGUUCGGUUUUGAGUUGGACGCUGAUGAUAUGAAGCAGUUGGGCGCGCUGGAACGGAAUGAACGCAUUUGUCCGGAGUUCGGAGCAUUCGGCCACCCACAUCAUCCAUUCGAGAAGGAGGAAUAAACUGUUUGGAUUGAACGAACCUAGGAGUACUUAUCCACAUGCAAAUUGAUGCGCUAUUCAGUCAAUUAGCAGCUUUACUCGAAAGCGUGCAGCAGAGAGCUAUUAUGUGCAAUUUCUAGUAGAUGCAUGCCAUAUUAUCAAGGUCGCUUGAGAGUAGAUCACAUUACAAUACUGUGAGCUAUCGCAGCUAUAAAUAAAUGUAUGAAACGUUA